UCCUAGAGUUUAUGUCUAUUCCAUCCAGGCUCUAUUUCACUGUGAUCAAGUCCAGUAUACUCUGGUUCCUGUGGCAGGAUGGCAGGAUUUGGGGACCGCCUUUAUGGAGCAUAAAGAGCAGUACCAGUAUUUUGUUUUGAUAAACUGCGGAGCAAAUGUGGACCUGCUGGAGACCCUUCAGCCUGAGGAAGACUCCGUUUUCUUCAUCUGUGAUACACACCGACCUGUUGACGUGGUUAAUGUCUAUAAUGACACACAGAUUAAGCUUCUGAUAAAGCAGGAUGACGACCUUGGUGUUCCGUCCUACGAUGACAUCUUCCGUGAUGAUGAGGAGGAUGAAGAAGCUGGCGAUGAUUCUGGAAAUGAAAGUGAUGGCAGUGCAGAUCCUUCUGGGAAACGAAGGCGAUAUGAUGAGGAUGCACUGGAAAGGAGAAUAGAACGACAACGGGCCAGACGGGAAUGGGAAGCUCGAAGGAGAGAGAUUCUGUUUGACUACGAGCAGUAUGAGUUUCAUGGAACAUCA
Sinocyclocheilus rhinocerous is the source of this 523-nucleotide messenger RNA. Its product is annotated as cell division control protein 45 homolog. Gene Ontology annotation, molecular function: chromatin binding; single-stranded DNA binding; DNA replication origin binding. The annotation marks the transcript as partial. Gene Ontology annotation, cellular component: DNA replication preinitiation complex. The record is from RefSeq and is a predicted model, not a curated record. NCBI's taxonomy places the organism in Eukaryota, Metazoa, Chordata, Actinopteri, Cypriniformes, Cyprinidae. The transcript is spliced from 5 exons. Gene Ontology annotation, biological process: mitotic DNA replication preinitiation complex assembly; double-strand break repair via break-induced replication; DNA replication initiation.